UCAUAAAAGUGCUGUGGCGGGAAGCAAGAAAAAACCGCGAAACGCCAUAGUGACGUACUGUUUAUAUUAAUAUUUUUGUAUUGUUUUAUAAAAAAAUAUUUAUAUUUCAUCGUUAAUUCUUAUUAAUUAUUCAUCAGAAAGAACUCGAUAAAUAUGGCUGAAAAACUAGAAGAUUUGAAUCUUCCUAAUGCUGUAGUCACAAGAAUUGUGAAAGAAGCUCUACCAGACGGUGUUACAGUUGCUAAAGAAGCCAGAUCUUCAGUAGCAAAAGCAGCUUCGAUAUUUAUUCUGUAUUUGACAUCGUCUGCCAAUAUGAUUGCAAAGAAAAACAAUCGCAAAACAGUCAGUGGCCCAGACGUUAUACAAGCAAUGGAGGAUAUUGAAUUUGAUCAAUUCAUCGAGCCACUACAAGAAGCCUUAGAGAACUUUAAAAAGAACCAGAAAGAAAAAAAAGAUGCUACCACUAAGAAAAAGCAACAAAAAAAAGAUGAAGAUGAUUCAGAGAUGCAAGAGGAUGAGUGAAACAAGUAUUGCUACUGAUGCACGUCUGUACAAAUGUAUUCAAUAAGUAAUUUUAUUUUUCUAUCUAAUAAAUCAUAAUACCUUUAAUAUUAUAAACAGUGUAAUUUUAUUCGAGUAAUACAUAU
Phymastichus coffea is the source of this 647-nucleotide messenger RNA. RefSeq names its product DNA polymerase epsilon subunit 3 (gene Chrac-14). The record is from RefSeq and is a predicted model, not a curated record. The transcript has 2 exons. Gene Ontology annotation, molecular function: protein heterodimerization activity; chromatin DNA binding. The coding region runs from base 154 to 522 and encodes 122 amino acids. Gene Ontology annotation, biological process: DNA damage response; leading strand elongation; heterochromatin formation. Lineage: Eukaryota; Metazoa; Arthropoda; Insecta; Hymenoptera; Eulophidae. Gene Ontology annotation, cellular component: CHRAC; epsilon DNA polymerase complex.